Amphimedon queenslandica is the source of this 911-nucleotide messenger RNA. Its product is annotated as cilia- and flagella-associated protein 20. NCBI's taxonomy places the organism in Eukaryota, Metazoa, Porifera, Demospongiae, Haplosclerida, Niphatidae. Bases 38 to 706 code for a protein of 222 amino acids. The transcript has 6 exons. The record is from RefSeq and is a predicted model, not a curated record.
AUAGCAACCAAACAACUCCUUGAGAGGGAGAGAGGAGAUGUUUAAGAACACGUUCCAGUCUGGAUUUCUCUCUGUCCUCUACAGCAUUGGGAGCAAACCUCUCCAGAUCUGGGACAAGAAAGUACGUAAUGGACACAUUAAGAGGAUCACAGACAACGACAUACAGUCACUAGUCUUAGAGAUAUGUGGGACUAAUGUUAGUACUACUUACAUAACUUGUCCGGCAGACCCACAGAAAACCCUCGGUAUCAAGCUACCAUUCCUUGUUAUGAUCAUUAAAAACAUGAAAAAAUACUUUUCAUUUGAGGUCCAGGUUCUUGAUGAUAAGAAUGUCCGUAGACGUUUCAGAGCCUCAAACUAUCAAUCAACGACAAGAGUGAAGCCAUUUAUAUGCACAAUGCCGAUGAGACUAGACGAUGGUUGGAACCAGAUCCAAUUCAACUUAGCAGAUUUCACACGUAGAGCUUACGGGACCAAUUACAUUGAGACGCUUAAGAUUGCCAUUCAUGCUAACUGCCGUAUCAGGCGUGUCUAUUUCUCCGACCGUCUUUAUUCAGAAGAUGAGCUUCCAUCCGAGUUUAAGUUGUACCUACCAGUUCAGAAAUCUACACCUAAAGCACAGCAAGGCCAAACUCAACAGCAGCAGCAGCAGCAACCGCCAGGUGGAGCAGGAGCAGUGGCUCCUAUUACCGCAGCCCCACAAUAAGAGGUGUCUUGACACAUUCUCUCUCUUCACUUUCUUCUGAUAUGUAAAAAAUAAUUGACAUCAACUUAAAAUAGAUACAAACGUAGAAAGAAUAACUAUUUAAUGCACCGUAAGAUCAUAAUUAACUUUAAAUUAAUAAAAAAUUAAAACCUGUAAAAGUAGUUUUGUCAAUCUAACAUUCUUUCAAAUGAUCUUUUAAGUACAA